Drosophila ficusphila is the source of this 3511-nucleotide messenger RNA. RefSeq names its product glutamate--cysteine ligase (gene Gclc). Gene Ontology annotation, molecular function: glutamate-cysteine ligase activity. The record is from RefSeq and is a predicted model, not a curated record. The coding region runs from base 334 to 2505 and encodes 723 amino acids. Gene Ontology annotation, cellular component: glutamate-cysteine ligase complex. Gene Ontology annotation, biological process: glutathione biosynthetic process. The transcript has 6 exons. Lineage: Eukaryota; Metazoa; Arthropoda; Insecta; Diptera; Drosophilidae.
UGGUCACAUUACAAAUUUGUAUUUAAAGUGGAGCGUUUUAUUGUUUUUGGCAUUCGUUUGUGUUAAUAACGCUCAUUACGUUGGCGGAAAACUUGGCGGCUUAGAGAACGCAAUAUCAACCGCGAAUAACCAAAAUAUAAUUAAAAGUUAACUCGUUAGAAUCCAGUGGAAUUAUUGUGAAAUACCCACACGCACACCACGAAAUAUACACACCGCACAGCAACAAAAUAAAAGGAAAUCGCGAGAGCGCAAAAACAGCGGUAAAGUCGGCAAAUAACGUUACACAACCCCACAAAAAGUGCAGCAAGAGAGCGGGAGAGAGCAAAAGGAGCAAUGGGUCUACUGAGCGAGGGCAGUCCACUUUCCUGGGAGGAGACGAAGGCGCUGGCGGACCACGUCCGCGAGCACGGCGUCAACCAGUUCAUCAACCUGUACCACAGACUCAAGGACCGCCAGGGCGACAUCCUCAAGUGGGGCGACGAGGUGGAGUACAUCAUUGUCAAGUUCGACGAUGAGAAUCGGGUGGCCCGGGUGGCGCUGCGCGCCCAGGAACUGCUCGCCCAGCUCAACGAGAAGGAGCUGGCCGAUCCGAAGGGCGUGAAGUCGCUGUGGCGGCCGGAGUACGGUGCCUACAUGAUCGAGGGCACGCCGGGCAAGCCCUUCGGCGGCCUGAUGGCCCACUUCAACCUGGUGGAGGCCAACAUGCGCUACCGUCGCGAAGAGGUCACCGAGCUGCUGGCCAAGGACGAGUGCGUCAUGUCGAUAACGAACUUCCCGCGCCUGGGCGCGCCCAACUUCACCUUUCCGCUGGCGCAGCCGCGGCCCGAGGAUCCCCUGAGCUCGGCCAGAUCGCUCUACUUCCCCGACGAGGCCAUCUUUCCCGGGCAUCCGCGCUUCAAGACCCUCACCCGGAACAUUCGCAAGCGACGCGGCGAGAAGGUGUCCAUCAAGCUGAAGGUUUUCAAGGACGUGAAGACCAAGCUGCCGGUGGAGGGAGCACCGCCUGGUGAGCCGGAUGUGGUGCUCCUCGACGCCAUGGGCUUUGGCAUGGGCUGCUGCUGCCUGCAGCUGACCUUCCAGGCGUGCAACAUCACCGAGGCGCGCCGCCUGUACGACCAGCUGGCUCCGCUGUGCCCCAUCAUGCUGGCCCUGACCGCCGCCUCGCCGAUCUACAGGGGCUACCUCACCGAGUCCGACUGCCGCUGGAACGUGAUCAGCUCCUCGGUGGACUGCCGCACGGAGGAGGAGCGCGGCCUGAAGCCGCUGGACAAGCAGAAGUUCCGCAUCGCCAAGUCGCGAUACGACUCGAUCGACUCGUACUUGUCGCCCGAGGGAGCCAAGUACAACGACGUGCCGCUGACCUACGACGAGGAGGUGUACAAGCGACUGGUCGAGGGCGGCAUCGAUCACCUGCUGGCCCAGCAUGUGGCCCAUCUGUUCAUCCGCGACACCGUGUCGCUGUUCAGCGAGAAGGUGCAUCAGAACGACAACGAGGACACGGAUCACUUCGAGAACAUUCAGUCCACCAACUGGCAGACGAUGCGCUUCAAGCCGCCGCCGCCGAACAGCUCGAUUGGCUGGCGCGUCGAGUUCCGCCCGUGCGAAGCGCAGAUCAGCGACUUCGAGAACGCAGCGAUCGUCUGCUUCGUGGUGCUGCUGACCCGCGUGAUCCUCUCGUACCAGCUGAACUUCCUCACGCCGAUCAGCAAGGUGGACGAGAACAUGCAGACCGCCCAGAAGCGCGACGCCUGUCGCAAGGAGAAGUUCUGGUUCCGCAAGUCCUCGAAGACCACCGAGCAGAGAGCUGCCAAGGCUCAGGCUCAAGCGGCUGCUCAAGCUGCUGCUCAAGCUCAGAGCAAUGGGAAGGCGGCCACUCUGAAUGGCAGCAACGGGCUGGCGAACGGAAAUGGCAGCGAGAACGGCGACCAGGAAGAGCAGCAGCCUCUGACCAACGGCUCGGCCAAGUUGAACGGACACGGCAACACCAAUGGCACCGCCACCAACGGCACCAAUGGAACCAAUGGCACCUCGAAUGGCUCGAGCAAUGGUGCGGAUAGCGACCACACCGACACCGACGACGAGGAGAACGAGCUGUACCAGCUGCUGACCAUCAACGAGAUCUUCAAUGGCAAGCCCAACGUUUUCCCUGGCCUGGUGCCGCUGAUCCGCAGCUAUUUGCAGUCCAUGGAGGUGGACACCGACACGCAUUGCACCAUUGAACAGUAUCUGCGCUUCAUCGAGAAGCGAGCUGCCGGCGAGCUGAUCACCACGGCCACCUGGAUGCGCGAGCAGGUGCUCAGCCACCCGGACUACAAGCAAGAUUCGGUGGUGAGCGAGCGCAUCAACUACGAUCUGCUGAAGCGCAUCCAGGGCAUCCAGCAGGGCAAGCAGGUGGAGCCGGCGCUGCUCGGGCAGGGCUAUCAUUCCAAGACCAAAACGAAAGACUUCAUUCCGCCGGCGCUGCAGAAGCAGCUGGCCAAGAACGGCUGCUGCGAGGAGAAAUGAUCGAGGAGCGCGCUGCGGACGCGUCCAACGCAGCUGGCCGCCGGUGGCCGGCGCAUGUGAUUCGGGUUUUUGUGGAUCCGUUAUUGGGUGUAGUGCGGCAUACGACGAUAUAUGUAAUAUGUUGAGGGCGAUACGAAACGGAUACGGCUACGGCUAACGGCUACGGCAACGGCAACGGAUACGAAACGAAGGCGGAGCAACACAUUUAUCAAUAUUAUUUUUAUAGCAUAAUUUAAAAGCGGAUUAACAAUUAGCAUUGCACCAAGAAUCCUAAUUGUGGACAAAUGUUUUGCGGCCGUGCGUUGGCCUUUUGACGAGAGACGAAAGGCGGCCAAGAGGCGGAGGAUGGAUGGAUGCACUAAGGAGAAUGGUUAUGGGGCAAAGGAGGAUCCACCGAGAAGGAUCCCCAGCCGGCCAGGAUAUCCUCCCCUUCGGCCAGUGGUUCGUGUCAAUGUUUCGAUGUGAUUUCGGGGAUCAUCGAGCCCUCGAUCACAGCCAAUUUGCAAUAGUUAAAGAGAAAACCAGAGAGAGAACUACUAAAUCUAUAUAUGUAUAUUUAUAUAUAUAUGUAUAGAGAGAGAGCAACGUUAAAAACUACAACAACAUAAAUCUCAACCAAGUGCCGUUCCACAAGACCUAAAAAAAAAGGAAGAAUACAUAUAGUUCAAAACGAGGCAAGGUUAAAAGCGUCUUUCUGUUUGUUUUCGUUUACAUCAUAUAUAUUUAUUAUAUUAUUCCUAUUAUAAAUGCAAGUACAAUGGAAAGUUGUUUAAUUUUUUUUUUAUUAAAUAGAUAUAUUUACACUCACACACACACACACGCAACACACAUACAUACGUCUAAAAGUGGCCUGCUGUUAUUAAACUAGAUAUAUUAAGUAUAACUAAAACCACACUUGUGCUAUUAUAAUUUAUUGUGUAUGUGAUUGUUUCACUAUUAUGAUAUAAUUAUAAUUUAUUGUGACCACAAGCAAGCAAAUAAACGGAAAAAUUGUUGAAUCUUUAAA